AUGGAAGGUGAUGUAGAGGCUAGUUGUAAGAAGACUCUGGAGCUCCAAAACAUCUUGUCCCAGUGUGUUUGGAUUAAGGAAAUUUCACAAAAGAAGGUUGAAUCAAAGGAAGUGAAGGGAAAAUGGAGAAGAAUACUUCGCAAAAUUGGGGAGAACCAACUAGGGUUUUUUGGAAAUAAGAAGCUUUCAGCGCCUAUAAAAGGGGACAUCUCUUACCCAGCAGGACAACACAUCCUGAAAAAGCAAGCAUCCCCACGCACUGCUGGAACCUUCAAUUUCAAGCCUUGUUCUCCCAUCUUCUUCUUUUCUCUUCUGACAAACCAUCCAGAGCACGAUCAAGCAAUCGUCGAGCUGCAGGAAAAUCUACUCAAGCCACCCAUCCUUUUAUCCCCAUCUCUCCCUCUCAUCCUUCAUCAAAUCUUCCCAAAUUUCCCUCUCCUUUUGCUCUGA
Messenger RNA from Prunus armeniaca (apricot), 450 nucleotides. The record is from the annotation of a GenBank genome assembly. Lineage: Eukaryota; Viridiplantae; Streptophyta; Magnoliopsida; Rosales; Rosaceae.